AUCUUUUAAUCACUACGGCACCACCGACCGAGAGAGCAGUAUUUACCGACAAGCACUAUAAAUAGGGAUCACGUCCACGAGGCGCGGAGUUUCAUUUGAACUUCGCGGUCUGUACUCCAGAGUCCAUGGUUGGAAAGCUCUCCGAGGCGAUACUGCGAGAGGGACAAACUGAUUUCUAGGGUUUUCUCUUCGAUUUCGCAAUGCAGAAGCUAGGGCUUUUGGGGGCAAGGAGCUUGGAUCAAUUCAAAUCCAUACCGGGAUCCAUCUCGAGGAAUGCACAGACCCUUGGGAUGACUUCCCGUUCGUCCUCGGAGUCGCUCACAAUGGGAAGUUUCGCGAAUUUGAAGAUUACUGCAGAGAAAUUGGUUAAGGAGCAAGCGUCCGUGAAAACAGAUCUGGAAAUGGCGAACUCGAAGCUGAAGAAAUCAAUGGAGCAUAUUCGGACAUUGGAGGAAAAAUUGCAGAAUGCUUUUAACGAAAAUGCAAGGCUUAAAGUGAAGCAGAAAGAGGAUGAAAAGCUCUGGAAAGGAUUGGAAUCGAAAUUCUCUUCAAUGAAGACCUUAUGCGAUCAAUUGAUGGAAACUUUACAACAGUUGGCUGGUCAGGUUCAGGAGGCUGAAAAAGAUAAGGCGUUUUUUGAAGAGAAACUAUCCGAAAGUUCAAAAGAUCUUGAGAAUUUGCACAACCAGAUGAAUGGUCUAUCUUUAAAAAUAGAUUCUGCGGAGGAAACUACUAGAAAUCGUGAAAAAGAGCUGAUGGAACUAAGAACUAAGAAAGGGGAAAUGGAGAAAUUUUACAGAGAUGAACAGUGCAGAACGACCAAUCUCUUAGAAGAGAAAGAUGCUGAGAUCAAGCACUUUGAAGAAACUGUAGCAGCUAAUCGAUUGGUGACAGAGAGUUUGAAUUCUGAAUUGAGAGAGCUGCAGCUUGAGUUAAGAUCAAAAGAUAAUGACUUUCAGCAUUUGAGUAUCUCUCAUAAAAACCUGGAGAAAGAAAAGAGUGAUCUUCAAGCAAACAAUGAUGAUUUUGCUCAGAAAUUAGUUACAGCUCUUCAGGACAUUAAAAAGCUGGAAGAUCUGGUUCAUGUGUUGGUGACAAAUUUGAUUCAGUUGGAUAAACAAAGCAUGUCCUUUACGGACAUGGUUGUUCAGUUAAAAACCGUGUAUGAAUCAUGGGUUAAGUUGUUGCAGCAGGAGAGAGACCUUGCAACCAAGCAUGCUCAACAACAAUAUGAUGAACUCCAUGAUAAGUUCUUGCACAGUAUAUCAGAAAAUGAUGCAUUGCAAUUGGUAAAUAAGGAGUUAAACAGCAGGAUCAAUGAACUUCAGAAGGUCCAAGAAUUUGUCAUGGUACGGCAUGCAGAGGAAUGCCAUUUAGCUGAAGAGAGAAAUCGGCGGUUGGAAUCUGAAGUUGAAAUUCUUGUUUCAAAGAAGACUGAAAUGGAAUUACUGGUUUCCCAACUGGAGGAGAAAAAUAAAAGUUUAUCAGAAAGUUCAAAAUUAUCUGAGAGUAAAAUGCAAGAGUUAUUGCUAAAAUUUUCUACAUUGGAAUCUGAUAACAAAGAUUGUAUGGAGAAAUUACAAGCAGAAAUACAUAAAAGAACUGAAGAAACAGAUAUUCUGCAGAAGGAGAUUGGGAAGCAUGAGCAACAUGUAGAUUCAUUGGAGAAUCAAAUAAGCCAGCUUCACAAUACUUUGGACGAGAAGGAAAAGCUCAUUCAUCUACAAGAACAUGAAGAGAAACAGCUGGAAUAUCAAAAAGCAGAGAUACAGGCAUUGCUUGCUGCGGCUGAAAGUAAGCUUGCUGAAGAUAAAAAGCAAUAUGAUCUGAUGUUAGAAAAUAAACAGUUAGAAUUAUCAAGGCACUUAAAGGAAAUAUCUCAGAGGAAUGAUCAGGCAAUUAAUGACAUCCGGAAGAAGUAUGAGGUGGAAAAGCUGGAGAUUGUUAAUCUUGAAAAAGACAAGGCAGACAAAGUUAUCAGAGAGAUGGAAAGGAAAUGUGAACAAAAGCUUGCAGAAUGCAGAGAAGAAUCAAAUCAAUGUUUGAUAAGCAUUAAGGAGGAACAUGCUGCUUUGGUCAGUCACAUUCAGCAGGAGCAUGAUAGAAAGGAAUCAAGUCUUAAAGCUGUUCACAGUGAAGAGCUGAGACGCAUCCAUCUUCAAGCUGAAAAUGAGUUGAGAGAGAAAACAAUGUCACUGAGGAAUGACCAUGAAGUCCAGGUAAGGGCUUUGAAGAUGCAGCAUGGAGAUGAAUGUAGGAAACUUCAAGAAGAGUUACAUAUCCAGAAGUCCAAAGAGGAGAGGCAGAGAGCUUUACUGCAGUUGCAAUGGAAAGUAAUGAGUGACAAGCCACAGGAGGACCAAGAAGUCAACUCAGAGAAGGAUUACUCAAUCUCAUCAAUCAAGAUGAGAAAUUCUGACAAUGGUAGGAAGAGUCAGCGUGCUCUGCUACGAACAGAGAAUGAAGAGGAUCCACCUUUCCUGAGAGCAUCACAGACGCCAGUGUCAAACUUGCUGAAGAAAGUAGAGAAAGUAAACACUGGAAGUGUAAUGAGUAUUCCAAAGCACAGUAGGAAGCUUACUGCACCUGCCUUUGAUUUCAUUAUAUGGAAGGUCACUCAUCGCGAGUAUGAGGUUGAGACAGCUAAUGGAAAAACAAUAACAAAAAGAAGGAAAACGAAAAGUACAGUCAUGUAUGGGGACCCAAGAAAACGCAAGAAUAUGGAUAACCCGAGGAGCAGAAAUGUCAAGGGAAUUAAGGGGGGGGAUCCCUCACAACCAUCAAAUAUUGGUGAUUUGUUCACAGAAGGCUCUCUGAAUCCAUAUGCAGAUGAUCCUUACGCAUUUGAUUAGAUGCAUUCAUUUGCAACUACUCAUUCUAUUGCUAAAUCUGGAAGUGGUCAAAUUGUAAUACUUCUUUCUUCGUUUGUUUUUUUAUUUUUUUAAAUAGAAUUUUCAUACUUAGUCGAUGAUAUAUCUUAACUAAAUGAACUGCUAUGAUGGAUUUUCCA
Molecule: messenger RNA, 3010 nt
Organism: Malania oleifera
Lineage: Eukaryota; Viridiplantae; Streptophyta; Magnoliopsida; Santalales; Ximeniaceae
Product: synaptonemal complex protein 1-like
Exons: 18
Coding region: 201-2852 (883 amino acids)
Biological process (GO): reciprocal meiotic recombination
Source: RefSeq, a predicted model, not a curated record